GGGUACGGGUACGGGUACCGGUACGGGUAUCGGUACCGGCGGCAGAGGCUGGGACGCAGCAGCCCGGUUUCGAGUGCUGCUCACGGGGCGGCGGAGCGGCUCGAGCCCGGCGGCUGCGGCUGCGGGAGGUGCGGGCCGGCCGUGACUUCGCGGGGACGCGGCGCUGUCGGGGCCCGUCCUUACCGCGCUUUGCUCCUCUCUGAAAGGACUUCGCGACGCCGUGCCGCCCGGCCCGGCCUGCCAUGCUUAGCGCCCCGCGUCCGGCUCCACGCCCGGCCGUCCCGUCCUCGUGGCACCGCGCCGUCCCGUGAGCGGCCGGGCUUGGGAACCGCGCUGCAGCGUCCGGAGCCUCGGAAGGGCGGGGAUGAGGGAGUGCGGCUCCGCGUUCCGGCGGCUGAGGGAGAGCCCCGAUGGGAGCCGUAACGGGAAAGAGAUCUGACGGAACCCAGCCGUGCGCGGAGCUGGAAAAGGCCUCGUUCGAACCGCUCGGGAAACGAGGUUCGGGAAGACAGGGAUGGCCGUCAGUAUGGAUGACGACGUCCCGCUCAUCCUCACCCUGGAUGACGGCAGCAGCGGCGCCUCGGCCCCGAGGGACAGCGCGGAUCAGGAGGAGCUGCCUGGCCAAAAUGGAGGUAGCUAUGACAUUAUUAACGAUGCAUCCAGCCCUGCUGCAGGGGACUGCUGUGCACAGCAGAGCUCUGCCCAACACAACUGGGAAAUGAACUACCAAGAGGCAGCAAUCUACCUCCAGGAAGGAGAAAAUAAUGAUAAAUUCUUCACACACCCCAAAAAUGCCAAAGCACUUGCUGCCUACCUCUUUGCACACAAUCACCUUUUCUACCUAAUGGAGCUGAGUGCAGCGCUGCUUCUUCUGUUGCUGUCUCUCUGCGAGGCACCAGCUGUUCCUAUACUCCGUCUUGGCAUCUUUGUCCAUGCAACCCUGGAGCUGUUUGCAUUAAUGGUGGUAGUCUUUGAGCUCUCAAUGAAGAUGAGAUGGCUGGGCUUCCACACAUUCAUUAGACACAAGAGGACUAUGGUGAAGACUUGUGUGCUGUUUGUACAGUUCAUAGAAGCCAUCGUGGUGUUGGUGCGCCAGACCUCGCACGUCCGCAUAACGAGAGCUCUGCGCUGUAUCUUCCUGGUGGACUGCCGCUACUGCGGGGCAGUCAGGAGAAACCUGCGUCAGAUCUUUCAGUCCCUCCCACCAUUUAUUGACAUUCUUCUCCUUCUGCUUUUCUUCAUGGUGAUCUUUGCCAUCCUGGGUUUUUACUUGUUUUCUCCAAAUCACUCGGAUCCCUACUUCAAUACCUUGGAGAACAGCCUCGUGAAUCUCUUUGUACUUUUGACCACUUCAAACUUCCCUGAUGUGAUGAUGCCAUCUUAUUCUCGGAACCCUUGGUCGUGUGUCUUCUUCAUAGUGUAUCUCUCCAUUGAGUUGUACUUCAUUAUGAACUUGCUUCUUGCUGUUGUGUUUGACACUUUCAAUGACAUUGAGAAGAGGAAGUUUAAGUCCUUGCUGCUGCACAAGCGCACAGCCAUCCAGCAUGCCUACCGCUUGCUCAUCACCAAACAGGGGCCACCUGGAAUUUCCUUCAGGCAUUUUGAAGGGCUAUUGCGGUUUUACAAGCCUCGGAUGUGCAGCCGGGAGCGAUAUCUCACUUUUAAAGCACUGAAUCAAGGCAAUACUCCUUUACUCAGUCUGAAAGAUUUUUACAAUUUCUAUGAAGUUGUUAGCUUGAAAUGGAAGGCAAAACGAAAUCGUGAGCACUGGUUUGACGACCUUCCACGGACAGCAUUCCUUAUUUUUAAAGGCAUCAACAUCCUUGUGAAUUCCCGUCUAUUCCAAUACACCAUGUAUACUGUGGUGGCUGUGAAUGGAAUUUGGAUUCUUGUUGAAACCUUCAUGCUGCAAGGAGGGAAUUUCUUCUCCAGAAAUGUCCCAUGGAGCUACAUCGUCUUCCUCACAAUCUAUGGUGUGGAGCUGCUCCUGAAAACCACUGGACUGGGGCCCGUCGAGUACCUGUCCUCAGGCUGGAAUCUCUUUGACUUCUCGGUCACCCUCUUUGCAUUCCUGGGGCUCAUGGCACUGGCAUUCAACAUGGAGCCGUUCUACUUCAUUGUUGUCUUGCGACCUCUUCAGCUGCUGAGACUCUUUAAAUUGAAGAAACGCUACAGGAAUGUCCUGGACACGAUGUUUGAGCUGUUCCCUAGGAUGGCCAGCCUAGGUUUAACCCUGCUGAUCUUCUACUAUUGCUUUGCCAUCGUUGGCAUGGAAUUCUUUGCUGGUGUGGUCUACCCGAACUGCUGCAACACAAGCACCGUGGCGGAUUCGUACCGCUGGGUGAACCACACAGUUGGUAACAAGACAGUUGUGGAAGAAGGCUAUUACUAUCUCAACAACUUUGACAACAUUUUGAACAGCUUUGUUACACUGUUUGAGUUGACAGUCGUCAAUGAUUGGUACAUAAUCAUGGAAGGGGUGACAUCUGAAACCACUCACUGGAGCCGCCUGUAUUUCAUGAUCUUCUAUAUUGUGACCAUGGUGGUGAUGACAAUCAUUGUGGCAUUUAUUCUGGAGGCUUUUGUCUUCCGCAUGAACUACACUCGGAAGAACCAAGAUUCAGAAGAAGACAAUGGCAUUGUGCUGGAGAAGGAGAUCUCCAAGGAGGAAGUGAUUGGGAUAAUUGAGCUGUACAAGUGGAGUUCAGCUGCCACUGAAAUUUCUCAGCUGCAGAAGAUUGUUUUGCAGAUGGACAAACACGGGCAAGCGUCAAUGCUGUUUCUGGGACGCAGAUCAAGGACCAAGAGUGACUUGAGUAUGAAGAUGUAUGAGGAGGAGAUUCAGGAAUGGUAUGAGGAACAUUCCAGGAAAGAGGAAUCCCAGAUACCUUUGCAAGAGUCUGCAUCUGCUUCCCAGAGCUCUCUGAAACCCCUGAGCCUCCGACAACGUUCCCAGACCGUCAUCUAGGCCUGGCUAGUGCAAGCUGCCUUCUAUGCAAUAACCUAGAGUAUUACUUCACAGCAUAUAUGUUGGGAUGAUGUAUAUAGAUCUGUUCCAUGUACUGGUUUGUGUUAGGGAUAGAAGCUCUUCUGUUAAGUGCAAAAAAACAGGUGGACUCUGCUACAACCAGACUGAGCAUGAUGCUGUGCUCAGCACAGUGAUCUUCUUGGACAGAAAUGGAGACCUUCUUCCUCUGAGCUGCUUCCCAAGCUCAAUCCUGCUGUUUAUCUUAGCAGUAACAGACCCUGGGGAAAGGGAUGUGUAAUCCAUUAAGAGCAGGAAGUGUGCUGAGGCUACAUGCUUACAAUUUAAAAAAGAAAAGAAAAAAAGAAAAAAAAAAAAAAGGCCCUUUUUGAAGGUCUGCUUCACUUAAAGGGUACUAUUAACCUAGGAAUAAAAGAUCAGGGAAGGAGGUAGUUUUUGCUUCGUGUUUUGUUUUUUGUUGUUUUUUUCCUCUCUGCCCUCCUUUUGCAAAGCAAGAGGAGGUGCUAUGGAACUUCAGCAUUAGUGGAGAGCAGCCUUUUCCCUCCUUCUUGGGACACCUGGAUGCAGUCCCUGCAGUAGAUUCAGUUCUGACUGUUGAAUUUAACUGUCCCUGAGCCAUUCUGUGGAAGCUGGUGAGCGGCAGAAAUCUUAUUGCAUUAUGACCAUAGUGGGCACAGAAAUGUAGGGAGACAAAUUCUUUGCUGUGGCUGUGCAGUAUCUGCAUCUCUGCAGGUCAGUUAUGCCCACGGCACUGCCUGGGAUCAGAAUCACUUCUGUAAACCCUUUAGCUCUCGUCUUCCUAGGGAAGGGUGAUUCUGCUGGGUGAGCUCCAUCACUUAGCCACCUGCUUGUAGAUGGCAAGACUUUGGCUGGUCAUUAGUUCAAAUAGGUGGCUGGGAAGGAGAGGACUUUGCAGCUCCAAACCCUUAAUUCUGCUUGGGGCUGAAACUUACAGAGAGUGCAUCAAACGGUACUGCUUGUUGGCCCUCAGGUAGGUCAUUGCUUUGUUUAACAGGAGGGUCAGUCGGCACAGCAGCAUUCCUCCUCCCUUGUUCUCGCCCAUGCAGAACUGUUCCUCAAGCUGGCAAGUGCUGACUGGGUCGGAUCUUAGGAGAAUCCUCUGCUGAAGGGCUUUACUGUUUACACAGUUCUGGAUGCAGAACUGUGAAGGACGAUGAUUCUUCUCAUCUGUCUGCUUUUCAGUGUCUGGCACAGAGGCUGCCAGACCAGGUAGCUGGGAGAGGACGAGGGAGGGGAAAAAGGCUCCUUGGCCAGCUCUGACACGUAAACUCUGGGAUUGUGGCAGGUUGCUUCAUCUCUUGUGUUUCAUUACUGCAAAGCGGUGACAGCCUGUCUCCGAGUUCCUUUCUUAUCCUGUCACCACAGAAAGUGCUGAGAGUGAACAUUGUCAGCGUGGAGGUUCACCGUACCUCUUGCUGUUUUAUUUUUUUCUCAGGUUCAGAUUACAGUGGAUAUGGCAGGGAUGGGAGGCUUUCCCCUUCCUUUGGGUGAAUGGGGUGGUGGGAUGUAGGAAAUGGGUGCACAUCCCAAGUACAUUUUUUGGAAAAGAUGAGAUUUUCAGAGGCAGGCAACAUGAUGUGUGCUCCUCAACUCUGAACAGCUGCAUUCGCUGAGUGCCUCAGGGCAGCUCUUUGUUUCCCUUCUGGGCUCUGCAAGUGGUAUGAAAGUAAUUCUGAGCUGAACCGUGAAGGACCUUAAAGGGCUAUUUUCCAAACCAUAAAUUCGACCACAAGUUAAUGAGCAGUGCAGCAUUUGUCUUGCAGUUGCUCUGCGUGGGACUGCAGACUGGAAGACUUACCUGCGUUCAUCCUGGAGCUGGGGGCGAUGUUUCCCAAGUUAUGGGCAGGGUGGGCGUUGUGAAGGUUAGAAAAAGAAAUGUGGCUUUGUUUAAAGUCUGUGUCACCGUGGCAGGGCUGUCACUGACCUCUUCUGGAGCUGCAGCUUUACGCUGUGCUGCAGAGGCACUGACCUACUCACACGUGGGAGAAGGGCUCUGGUGUGGGGAGCAGCACUGAAGCCCCUGGACUGGGCUAUGGGGCUCAGGUGCUGCAUUUUUGUUUUUUACACUAAGAUGUGGGUUUGCCCCCAUGUACACAAUGUAUUAUUUUUUAAGCAAGGAAGAUCACAGAAGUUUACUUUUUUUGGAAGGAAAAGAAGAAAAGAAGUUUGAGUAUGGGGCCUCCCCAACUAUUUGCUCUUCCUCCCCACCUUACCCACAGACUAACGACAAUCAUUUUGCAGGGAAUGAAGGAGGAACACCAGGGGGUUUUGUAUGCUGGUGUUUUGUUUAUAAAUAUAAUUUUAUGGACAUGUCUGUAAAAUAUUCUCUAGAUUUUUCAAGCACACUAAUAAAGAGCAUUCUCAGCUUUGUA
Messenger RNA from Tympanuchus pallidicinctus (lesser prairie-chicken), 5379 nucleotides. It is a transcript of the gene TPCN1, whose product is annotated as two pore segment channel 1. Gene Ontology annotation, molecular function: voltage-gated channel activity; monoatomic ion channel activity. Gene Ontology annotation, biological process: monoatomic ion transport; transmembrane transport. Bases 515 to 2968 code for a protein of 817 amino acids. The record is from RefSeq and is a predicted model, not a curated record. Lineage: Eukaryota; Metazoa; Chordata; Aves; Galliformes; Phasianidae. Gene Ontology annotation, cellular component: lysosomal membrane; endosome membrane. The transcript is spliced from 27 exons.